Molecule: messenger RNA, 483 nt
Organism: Eucalyptus grandis
Lineage: Eukaryota; Viridiplantae; Streptophyta; Magnoliopsida; Myrtales; Myrtaceae
Product: transcription factor MYB114-like
Exons: 4
Coding region: 1-483 (160 amino acids)
Source: RefSeq, a predicted model, not a curated record
AUGCAGAAAGGAUCGUCAUUCGGAUUGAGGAAAGGUUCGUGGACGGAAGAGGAAGAUGUUCUCUUGAGGAGCUGUGUCCUGAGGUACGGAGAAGGAGAGUGGUAUCGAGUUCCUCAGAGAGCAGGUUUGAAUAGGUGCAGGAAGAGCUGCAGAUUGAGGUGGUUGAACUAUCUGAAGCCCAACAUUAAGAGAGGGAAAUUCCAAGAUGAUGAGGUCGAUAUGAUCAUCAGGCUUCACAAACUUCUUGGGAACAGGUGGUCCCUAAUUGCUGGGAGACUCCCGGGUCGAACUGCGAAUGACGUGAAGAACUAUUGGAACACCCAUCUACGGAAAUUGAUGACUUGCCAAGGAAAGCCGGAGAACGAGAAACCCCAAGAUUUGGUAAAAGUUGAAGUCAUAAGGCCUCGCCCUCGGACAAUCUCCAAGACGAACACAUGCAUCCAAUGUCUCUAUGGUGAGAUUCGUCAUUAUCUCUCUCUAUGA